Lutzomyia longipalpis is the source of this 2821-nucleotide messenger RNA. RefSeq names its product vesicle-associated membrane protein 2. The record is from RefSeq and is a predicted model, not a curated record. The transcript is spliced from 6 exons. NCBI's taxonomy places the organism in Eukaryota, Metazoa, Arthropoda, Insecta, Diptera, Psychodidae. Bases 432 to 971 code for a protein of 179 amino acids. Gene Ontology annotation, cellular component: SNARE complex; plasma membrane. Gene Ontology annotation, biological process: vesicle-mediated transport; vesicle fusion. Gene Ontology annotation, molecular function: syntaxin binding; SNAP receptor activity.
UUCGUAUUCGCAUGUCCCAUCCGCAAUAAAAUUGAUUCCCAAAGUGAAGGAGUGAAAAUUUUUGUGGAAAACCUCAUCAAAAAUCUCACUCUUUUUGGGUUUUUCAAUCACAUCGGGGUGCACCAGUUGUGUUGGGUGUGACAACGUGAGUGGGAAAAGUGUGGAAAAUCCAUCCAAAAAGUGGUGAAAAUUUUACUGUGAAAAAUCACCCCACAGAGUGGUGUGAAGAAAGCAAAAAGAAAAGAAGUGAAAAGUGUUUCGAGGAUUUUCUUUUUUGCCUUUUCAUUCAAAAAGAAUUUUUCCCUUCACACAACAUAGAGGAAGAAUAAAAUUGAAUUAAACGACCGGACCAACUUGGAAGGAGUAAUUGAAUCGCAUUAGCUAACGAAAAAAGGGAACUGUGUAGAUUUGUUUGAAGAACAUAUUUAAGGAUGUCUGAGCCUGAAGUAGAAGUUAAUGCCGAAGAAACGUCGGCUGCCCCCGAUGGACUCGCCCCAGCUGCGCCAGCCGGUGAACCGAAUGAAGAUGGAAUUGUCGGUGGACCAAGGACACCCCAACAGAUAGCUGCCCAGAAGCGGCUACAACAGACUCAGGCACAGGUCGAUGAGGUGGUUGACAUAAUGAAGACGAAUGUAGAGAAGGUCCUGGAGAGAGAUCAGAAGUUGUCUGAGUUGGAUGAUCGAGCUGAUGCGCUGCAACAGGGCGCUUCACAAUUCGAACAGCAAGCUGGAAAAUUGAAACGAAAAUUCUGGUUGCAGAAUUUGAAGAUGAUGAUAAUUAUGGGCGUCAUUGGACUCGUUAUACUUGCGAUAAUUGUAGCCAAAUUCAUGCCGGAACAACAACAAGCUCCUCCUCAGAUGAUGAUGGCACCACCACAGAUGCAAAUGCCUCAGGCACCAGCUCCGGCGGCACCGGCUCCCGCCGCACUUGUCGACGAUCACCUCCAUGCCCACGGCAGCCCAAUCAACUAAGUGUGGGUGUUGCUUUAGAGAGAAGUGAAGAAGUGAAGAAGAAGCUGCAAAAUUUGCAUUAGAUGUCUCUACAUAAAUUAUAAUAAAUAUAUAUUUCUUCUAAAUAACCCAUAAGGAAAAAAAUGCUAUCAUAACUUUGAAAAAAAAAUGAGAAAAAUUUUGAAGAAAGAAAAAAAACGUAAAAUGAUGGAAAAUAAUCAAAUUAAUCCACUUUAAAUACGGCGUGAUUGUCGACAAGACGUUAAUUUAACGUAAAUUUAUUAAAUGAAGGAAGAAAGAAAAAAUCUAUUGUAUUGCAAUUAAUGAAAAUCUAGUGCAGAACAUCUCUAUCUUUUCAUUAAUUAGUAAAAAUUUUUUGUAUUAGGAGACAUUUAUUGAAAUGAAAUUUAAAGAAAAAAAAAGGUUAAAAUGUUUGAGGAAAAAGUUCAAAAAAAAAUUUGAGAGACAAAACAGAGCACGACUUUAGAAUUUUGAGCUUUUCACAGAACAUUUUGCACCAAAAAACGUUCCUCUUUCUUUCCAUUUUAAAGAAAACAUUUCUUAUUCUCAAGUUUACCCAAGUUGAAAAAUUUAUCUAAAAGACAUUUUUGUGCGUAGCAAAAGAAAUUGAAGGAGAAUUUUAAAGAAAAAUUGAUUCGUUAUUUUGUUAAAAAUAAAAAAUUAUCUGAAGACAUUUAUUCAAGAUUAAAGAUUUAUUUUUAUUCAGGAAAUUAGGAAAAGGAUUUUUUUUUCAAAAUUGAGUGAAAGAAUUCUUUAUUAAAGGAAAAGAAUAUUUUAUUUAUGAUUAAAGAAAUGUAAAUUCUUUAAUUACUUUUCUUUAAAAAAUAUACUUAACUAUUUCUUUGCAAAUUAAUGAGAAUUUUAAACUAAAGAAAAAACUCUUAUUGAAAGUGAAAAAAAACAAAAAUGUAAUUGAAAAUGAAUUACAAGAAUUCAAGUACAAUAAUUACUAAAUUAACUGCAUCAUCUUAAAAGAAGAGAAAGGAAGUAAGUAGCUGAAAAAAAAACAUAAAAUAGGAAUUCUUUUUAAUUUUCUCUCAAUCUGAUUAUGCUUAAUUUUUAAUUAAAUAAAUUUAAAAAAAAUUAAAGAAAAUAAAAACUAAAAUCUCCUAAAAAACGGAGAUGAGACAGAAGAAUUUGCGAAAUAAAAUGAGGAAAAGAAAGAAAGAAAAAAAACUACUAUAAAGCCAACGACAUUCCACUGAAUAGAAGUUUUUUGAAUGAUAAAAAAAAUAAAAUUUAAAAGAAAAUGUAAAUUUUGUUCUUAAGUUUAAAAAAUAAAAAAUAUGCAUACAUUUUUCAUAUAAAUUCCAUUUUUAAAAUGCUUGAAAAAAUGUAUUCAUAAUUCGUUUUUGUGUUAAACAAAUUGCAAAGGUUAAAAAAAAACGUAAAAGUAAAAAAUGAUGAAAAAUAAAACUUAUCAGAUUAUAGUAAAACAAAAAAAAGAAGAUAUUAACAAUAUUAGCAUAGAAAGACAUUGUAUUUAAAUGAGGAAUAUUAAACAAUAAAAGAAAAUAAAGGAAAAGAAGGGAAAGAACAGAAGGACAUGUGAAAGGAAAAGCCGGAAAGGAAGCUUAGGGGGUGGGAUUCUGGAGGGAAAAGAAGCGAAGUUAUUGGAAUCGAUGAUGAAAAAAAAACAAUUAAAAAAAGGAAGAUAGAUGAAAGUAUUUCACAGAAGAAGAAAAAAAUUCAUAAAAAUUACAUAAUGAAAAAAAUAUGAGGAAUAAAACAUGAUAUAUAUAAAAAAAGUGUAUAUGUGUGGGGCUAUAAUAGUAUUGUGUAAAAAUUAAUUGAUUUUAAAAGUAUAAUAAACUGGAAAAGUGAAUAAAAAUCAAUUUACUGCACCCACA